UUUACAAUCAAAAAUUAUUGUUUUUUAUCUAAAAUAUCUAUUUCAACAAUUAUUAAAGAAUUAAUUACAAAAAAAUUAGUUAAUUUUGUAUAUAAAGAUUUACAUCCUUUUGAAAUUAUUGAAGAUGAAGGAUUUAGAGAUUUUUCUUAG
Cetraspora pellucida is the source of this 150-nucleotide messenger RNA. The record is from the annotation of a GenBank genome assembly. Lineage: Eukaryota; Fungi; Glomeromycota; Glomeromycetes; Diversisporales; Gigasporaceae.